AAGAACUGAAUGAACAAAAUAGUAGGUUUAAGAAUACCCAUGAUGUCCAUUUCGUGGAUAUUCGCUGUGAUCUUAUGCUUUGUGGCCUUGAGAGUGCAUGGUCAUGGGAAAAUAAAAGUUACAACGGAAUCUAAACUUGGCCCAUGCAAUGAAAGAAAUUUUGGGGAAUUAAUUUUGGUCAAUUAUCGUAAAGGAAAGAACACUUUAUUGGUCUGCAGUAAAGAUGAAGGGAAAUUUGGAUGGAGUACGACAAACGAUGAUGGUCAGACUGGAGAAAUAUCUAAUCCAGGACACGAUUGUAUGUCAAUAUUGCAUGCUAAUCCUGAAGCCGAAGAUGGAUUUUACUGGAUUACACUGAACAACAGAAAACCAAAGAAGGCUUGGUGUGACAUGAAAACUGAUGGUGGAGGAUAUAUUCUUAUCGGUAGAACAAAUAGUUCCGGCAUAUGGGCAGUCCCAUCUAAUGACGAUGCAGUUGAACCAUUUGGCAAACCCCACUGGUGUAGCGCGCUGGGAAACACUGAUGUUAUUGAUUUCAGAGUUCAGAUGACUUCCGAAGAGGAUUUUCAAAAGACGAAGGCGCAUUGGGCUUACAGAUUCAAAACUCCGCGCAAGUUAAAGAAUCUUAUGAUAAACAAAAAAGGUUGUUCAAGCCAUUCCCCGGGCAUUGGAAAUGUAAAAUACGUGAAAAACUUAGAAAGUGGACAUAUAGUUACCACUCAAUUUCGAUGUUCAAAAUUUGGUAUUGGUUAUCAUCCUUAUACAAACAUUGGAUGGACAAUGAUUAACUCAUGUCUUGAAAAACCAUGUCCGUAUGGAUUUGCAUUUCACCGGGAUUAUCCCAUUCAACAAGACUAUUCAGGAUCGUUCAGUUAUAGUGCAACAAAGAGCAUUUCCGGAAUCGAAUACGGAGCAACGGCCCAAGUUGGGUGCAGCCGAGGACAUUGUUGUGGUUGCCACGGACCUUCAAGAGGUAAACGGAACUAUUGUUUUGAAAAAUGCAAAGCUGGAAAUGGUGGAACUAUUGAAUCACACGUUUACUCUUGGUUUUGGGUGAGGACAUCUUCCCACAAGAAAUUUUGGACUAAAUGCAUUGAUUACAAAAUGAUGGAAAACGACACUUUUGUGUGGUAUAAGUUAAUCGGAAACAGUGAAUCGCCGAUCGAGGGUCGGUGCGAUAGAACAGGAAAAGCACUCUUGUACGAUGGGAUGCUGGUUGUUCCAGAUAAUACGACGGCAGAAAAAACUCCUUUAAUCGAUGGUAUGAUUGUGUAUCGUCAGGACACAGAGAAAAUUUAUGUAACAAAACACGAGAAACUACACCCUUUAGCAGACGAAGAAAAGGUACUUGAGACAAAAGAGGAGCUUAACAAAUCUCUUGAGAAAAAUAACAAAAUACUCAGGAAAUUUGAAACACUAUGGAAGGCGUUGAACAAAAGCAUCGUGGAAACAAAGACGCAGUUAGCUGAAGUCAAAUCUGUUUUAAAUGUUGGUAGAUACAGCAAUCCUGGAAAAUCCUGUUUGGAUAUUCUUCAGCGGGCAAAAACAGCAUCUUUGGGAAAUGGAGAAUACUGGAUUAAAUUGGACAAUAAACCACUAAAAGUAUACUGUGACAUGAAAGCUGAUGGAGGUGGCUGGACAUUGGUUACUAACCUCGUUCUAAAGAAUUCAAGAGGAAUGGAUUGGUCUCUAUAGACUGACUAUCGUCAAAUUUGUGAAUACAAAAACCAAAAGCUCGGUCUUUCAACAUAUGCUCUUCGUGACUUGGGAUCAAAAAUGUCGUUU
Molecule: messenger RNA, 1785 nt
Organism: Dendronephthya gigantea
Lineage: Eukaryota; Metazoa; Cnidaria; Anthozoa; Malacalcyonacea; Nephtheidae
Exons: 14
Coding region: 10-1695 (561 amino acids)
Molecular function (GO): oligosaccharide binding
Source: RefSeq, a predicted model, not a curated record